CUAAAGCUCUUUGUGAAAUCUAGGGUUAGGGAUUUUCUUCUACUUGAAAUUUAUUGAAUGAAGUAAAAUACUUUAAAGCUGUGACCUUGCAAGUGCCCUUCGAGUAGUACAUUGCGAGCUGACUCUUAAGUUAUUAAAUCCGUCAAGAAGAGUAUGUCUUCUUCAUCUCUGUUAAUGUCCAAAGAUGAUGUAAGUUUAUGAGGUAAAAAAUCGUCUUUCUUUGUUACGGGGCAAACACCACCCCAUUGCUGCAUCAGAAAGUUGUAUAUAAGAAGCGAAAGUGAUGGAGAAUUAUCCUUAUAAGAACCUUUCGACUUCAAUUAUGAACCUUCCAGAUGACUGCUUUGCUCUUAUCCUACAACUGCUUAAUAGACCAAUGGAUCGUAAUUCAUUUGGUUUGACUUGUCAUCGGUGGCUUCAUAUACAGAAUUCAAGUCGACGGAAACUAUGGUUCAAUCAUUAUCAUCAUCCACUUACGAAAGUUAGCCCUCACAGCUAUUCUUUUAGACUUACUAAGUUAUUGACUCGUUUCCAGCAGCUAAAUUUUUUAUCUUUAUCUCAUUGCACCGAGUUACCAGAUUCAGCUUUAUCCCAGUUACAAAUCCAUGGCUCAAACAUUCAGACCCUAUAUUUAGAGUGUUGCUUAGCCAUUACAGAUUACGGAUUCACUUUGAUGGCUUCUGGGUGCCCUCGUUUAACGUGUAUAAGUCUGUACAGGUGUAAUAUUAGUGAUAUUGGAUUAGAGUACUUGGCUAAAUCUUGUUCAUCUUUACAGAAGGUAAACCUUUCCUGGUGUGGAAUUACUGAUACAGGUAUAAUAUCCUUGGGUGAAUCAUGUUCGUCCUUGCAAAAGUUGAACCUUUCAAAUUGUGGGUCGGUUUCUGAUAGAGGCAUAAGAUAUCUCUCACAAGCAUGUCGGCAACUCAGCUCAAUAACGAUCUCAUACUGUGAAAGGAUCACUGGUGUUGGCUUUCAUGGAUUUUCAGAAACCUUAGCUUCUGUCGAAGCAGUUUCCUGUAAACUUGAACCAGAAGGUAUACAGGCAAUUGUUAGCGGAGGUGGGCUUGAGUACCUUGACCUCUCGGAUCUUGUUCCCCUUGGGACGCGAUUGGACAGGGUUGGAGAGGGAUUUACGAAGAAUCUACGAGUUCUUAAUCUUCGAAACUGUCGUGAUGUACGCAACACAGCAGUGAUUAAAAUUUCAAAAGGGUGUCCGUUAUUACAGGAAUGGAACUUAGCACAUUGUCAUAACAUUGAUCUUGAUGGAUGGAAAGCUAUUGGGUCGAAUUGUCAUAACCUAGAGAUACUGCAUGUAAACAUGUGUUGGAAUUUACGUGAUUCAGGGUUGCACGCAUUGCUUUCUGACGGAUGCAGGCGUCUAUCAAAGUUAUACAUUUCAAAUUGUAAUGGUAGAAUCAGUUAUUUCACAAUUGAGCAGUUCAAGUGCAGAAGAAGUGAUGUGAAGAUUAAGGAAAAGGAAGUACAGGGUACAAAAACUAAGAACAUAUUCUGAGCUUCCAAGAUCCAUUUUUCCUUUUUGGCUGUUACUUACAGAAGUACAGUUUCAUGAGCUGUUACCUACAAAAAUGUCGAUCUUUUUUGUGUUUCUUGCUAAAGCAGUUGAAUGCUUGGAAGUUGUAGGAAAAGCUUUGCAGGUAGGGUACCUUUUAAUGUCAGAUCUUUUUUGUGUUUUUUGCUGAACCAGUUCAAUGCUUUGUAGGAAAAGCUUCGCAGGUAGGCUACUUUUUGAAACACGCUUGUAUGUUGUAUCCAGUACAAAAUACUGCAUUUGCAGAGCUACUUGGUUGUAUAUUUUUUGAAACAUGCUUGUAUCAACACUGAUGGAAUUUUGUCUAUGGCUAGUAAUCUUUUAUCUACUUCAGAAGUUGCAGAAAUGGAGAUGAUAAGCAUCACUCUUGUAGAAUCCUUGCAAGCUUGAUCAUCAUCGAACGGACAUUCUAUUUUUUGUUCUGUAACACAUUCCCUGCUGCUGAGAAUUCCUUUCUGCCCUUAAUGCAUUGUUUAUAGGAUUCCAGGACUCUCCUUCAGGGAGAUUUUCCAACUUGCUUUGCCACAAUGUUGCAAUCUUAUGUUGCAGUGUUCAGACCACUAUUUAGCUGCAAUCUUAUGUUGCAGUGCCGCAGCUUGGACCAGUUUUAAUUGAGUAAAUGCGCGUUAACAGAAAUACAACAAAGGAAACUUGUGACAUUCAUUUGCACAGAAAAUUUCUUAGUUGAGAGCCUCAUACAUCGUUCAUCAUGGAUUCAUUAUUGUAAAGGAGGCAAAGCGACUAUAUGUGAGCAUUACAAACCAACUUGCUACUGAUAGAGCCACAAACUCAUUGCAAUAGAUGAUUACUACUAAAGAGACCUUAA
Messenger RNA from Papaver somniferum (opium poppy), 2375 nucleotides. RefSeq names its product F-box/LRR-repeat protein 12-like. The transcript has 2 exons. Gene Ontology annotation, cellular component: SCF ubiquitin ligase complex. NCBI's taxonomy places the organism in Eukaryota, Viridiplantae, Streptophyta, Magnoliopsida, Ranunculales, Papaveraceae. The coding region runs from base 284 to 1513 and encodes 409 amino acids. Gene Ontology annotation, biological process: SCF-dependent proteasomal ubiquitin-dependent protein catabolic process. The record is from RefSeq and is a predicted model, not a curated record. Gene Ontology annotation, molecular function: protein binding.